GCGCGCGAGGACGAGCCUGCAGCGUUCGAAUCAAGCAAGGAUGAUUCGGUGGAUGAGGCAGCUGCGGAUCGCCUUCGGCACUUCGUUUCUCUGGCUCAUCUGCUUGAUUUACUUCACACAGAAUUUAUUGUAAGUCCACUGAGGCUAUGUUUAAUUGGAAGGAUAGAAGAGAAAUUCAUCACCUAG
Molecule: messenger RNA, 186 nt
Organism: Thlaspi arvense
Lineage: Eukaryota; Viridiplantae; Streptophyta; Magnoliopsida; Brassicales; Brassicaceae
Source: the annotation of a GenBank genome assembly